Molecule: messenger RNA, 6300 nt
Organism: Bombus terrestris (buff-tailed bumblebee)
Lineage: Eukaryota; Metazoa; Arthropoda; Insecta; Hymenoptera; Apidae
Product: caspase-1
Exons: 6
Coding region: 537-1508 (323 amino acids)
Biological process (GO): apoptotic process; proteolysis
Cellular component (GO): cytoplasm
Source: RefSeq, a predicted model, not a curated record
UUUUAUAUUCCUCGAAUGAUUUUACAUUUUAUUGUUAUAAUCACCAUGAUUGUAUUUCAUUACGACACCGAUGAAAAGUUGUACAACUUUGAACUUUUUGAACUUUUCUACAAUCGAAGAAUUCUAUUCACCAAUAUGUUCUAUGUUGCUUUCCAAAUAUUUUCGUGAGUCACUGUACAAAUUGGAAAUAAAAACACAACUUUUACACAGAGGUAUACAGUUUAGCAUGUAUCAAGAUUAAUUUUUACUUUUGUAGUAAGAUUAGAAACAUUAAUACUUCUUCAAAUAUUAUAAAACAAUGGAAUAAGAAGGCUUUUGAGCGGAAGUGAAUAUGAUUGAUAUGAGUAAAACUGGUUCUUAGAAAGAAUAUUUGACAUUUUAUGGAAAUAUCGAUAUCAGCGUCACUCAUAUAUAUACAUAUAUAUGUACAGAGAAUGGUCAGCGUUCGAUAACGACUCUAUCGUUAAUAACGAUAAGAUAAGUGAGGAUUUCUCAGUAAGAAACGAACCACGAAAUCCAGUACACGCAUUUAAAUCAUGUUCGUCCUUAUAUUUUGUUUCAUCAGUUUGGGUCGCGCCGCUAUCAAUUAUAUUUCGAACAUCACGAAGAUGAAAAGCCUAGCGCAUUUUUCUCGAGAUCAACCGAUCUCGCAGGAUCCAACAAAGGAAAAUUGCUCCAUGGACUCCAAGGAAAAUUUAGAUUUAAUUGACGCUAGAGUAGUACAUGGUAUAUCGUACAGGAAUGAAAUCGUACAGAAUUUCUCUAUACAUAAAGACGCAGAAAUCUAUCCGAUGAACAAUAGAAGACGUGGUAAAUGCGUGAUAUUCAAUCAUGAGACCUUUAAUGAAAUGGAAAAGCGAGAUGGAACUGUAAAUGAUCGGAAAGCGAUAGAACACACCUUCACUAAUCUGGGUUUCGAAGUGAUACCUUGUGAGAAUUUUGACUACAUUAGCGUCAUGGAUGAGGCUGUAAAGUUGUCUGAGGACAAUUACGAAGAUUAUGACUGUAUCUGUAUUUUUAUAUUAAGCCAUGGCACUAGUGGUGAUUAUGUAUAUGCAACGGAUUAUCAAUAUCGGUUAUCUGAUAUUUGGGAAAGAUUCACCGCAGAUAAUUGUCCAUCGUUAACUGGUAAACCAAAGCUAUUUUUCAUACAGGCUUGUAAAGGACAGAAUGCCAUGCAAGGUAUUCGUGCAAAGAGUACAACUGAUUCGGUCCAAAACAAUUACACAAUUCCUACUCAUGCAGAUUUCCUGUACGGCUACAGUUCUGUAGAAGGUCACUACUCGUUUCGUGGAUUAGAAGGUAGCUACUACAUUCAGACUUUAUGCGAGGUGAUCAACGAGCAUUGGAGGAAUAUGGAUCUACUGAAAAUGUUAACUAUAACAUCGCGCAAGGUCGCUUUCGAAUUCAAAGUUGCACACAAUAAUCCAAUCCUAAAUGAGACAAAACAAAUGCCUACCUUUAGCUCAACAUUGACCAGAGAUCUAUAUUUUUUUCCGAAAAAAUAAGUCAUAGAACAAUAACAAUCUUUUUUUAACGAAUGAUCUCUUAAAAGUUGUGAAAACAGUCUUUCAUUGCUAUUGCAAUUAAUAUGUACAAAAAAUGUGGUAAAAAUUCAAGAAAGGAAGAAGUACUUAUACCCCCGUUUAUAUACUAUUAGGAUACUUACAAAAAAUAAGGUGAAUCCGACAAAUCGUUAGAAAGUUAUUAAAUCUUGUUAAAAAUUUUAUUUUAAACUUAGCUACUAGGAAUGUUCCUUCAAAAUUCUUCUAAAUUGUUCCCAAAAUUUUUCGCCUUGUCAAAUUUUCUCUGAUUGAUGACUUUCUUAACAAUUUUAAGGAAACCACCAAGUUUCCUAAUAAGUAAUUAUGAACGAGGAUGUAUAGAUGUAUGUGUUUAAUUUGCAGCCUUUUGUGUUACCAACGUUGCGCUGUGAACAUAUAUUCUAUAUAUUACGAAAGUGGAUGCGGCGUUUGAUCACGUUGGCCUUGAGCGAUUAACUGAUUUUGAACAGAUUUCAGUUCUGAAUUGUUGUAUUGCGAUUACAACGUGAAUGUUCGAGGAUAAUAUAAAUCCUCUUUCGCGAUUUACAAUUUUAUUAACUGCUUCAUUUCCUUCUAGUAAUCUGCCAAUUUAUGUUAAGGAUAUUCAUCGUUUUACGUGACUCGAGCUUAUUAUAAAUGAGAGGAUAGAUGUAAGGAUAGAUAAAAUUCUGUGAAGCUAGUAUAGUAUGAGCUAUGAUAUAACGAAGUUAUAAAUUGAAUCAUAGUAUUCUAGUCAGAAUAAAAGGCACAAGGUCCUUGUUGGCAGAGGUUGUAGCACGAUCGCAAAGAAUGGUUACUUUUGAGUUGAAAUCGUACGAUAUUAAAGGAGUAAUGAAUUACACGUUUCUUAGAAUUUCAGUUUCUCGAUAGCCAGAGACGUGUUACAAAUUUGAUAUUUUCAAAGGGUAACAUAAAAAUACGAGUAGCAGUAAGAGUUGCCGAACAUCUCAUGGUAGUUCAGUAUGUAUCACAUGCUUCUUUAUCAUAUAUAAUUAUAGACAUAUUUAAAGUAACUAUUUAUAUUGUAAUUUUUGUAUGUAUUCCUAAAGUGGUUUCGUAUUUUAUUACCAUAAUCAUGAUAAUCGUGUCAUAUUACAGUUGUAUGAAAAAUUUUGUGCUGUAGAUAGAAUAUAUUUACAAAAAUUUUCUAUAAUCAUUGUUCAAAUACUUUCAUGAGUUACUGUAUACAUAUAGUGGAAAAAUUGAUAUAUUACUCAUUUUGCAAACAAUAAAAGGGCAAUUUGAAUUUCAUACAUUUUAAAGCUUAAAGUGAUUAGAAAAGAGCCAAAAGGUUUGAAAGAUCAAUUUAAUUCAAUGAAUGUAGUAUGAACAUACGAUUUUUUUUAGCAUCAAGAUCGAUCAAGAAUUUUUCUGAUAAUUGACACCAUCAUAUAGAAUGAUACGCAGGAAAAAUUCUAAAAGUGUGUGGUAAGUUGUACAAAACGAGGAAACUGUUUAAUUCAGGUUCGGUAAAUAAAUUGUAGGACCCUUUUACACUUUGACAAGCACCAGUUAUUUUGACUGGUAUUGAUAAUGUGUUAAGGAUUAAUGUACUAAUUGGUAAAAGUAUUAAGGAAAGAAAAAAUAAUACUUACAAAACUAAAACGAGUUUUUUUCUCCCAUGUAGAUAGUGUUAGGAAAAAAGAGAAAUGGAUGUAAUAAUUCGAUAUGAAUUAGAAAUAGAAACGCAGUUUUUAUACAAUAUUAUAAAGUUUAAAGUUUAUCAGAAUUAAUUUCUAUUAAAAUACGUACAGAAUAAUUAUUUAUCGAAAAGCAUACCUUCGGUUCUUUUCCUCUACAGUUCUUCAACGGAAGAUCAUACAUCGUUCCUCUUCAAUUUCUUGAUCGUGCAACUACUUCUUGAUCCACAGUUUCGCGUUCCUGAUCCAUUCUCUCUGCCUUUUUUUCUUUCUCUUCCUUCCAUUUUAUCUUUCUUUUCGAUCAUCGCUCUUCGGUGCAACAUUUUCCGCGGAUUUUUCUCGAGCACUUGUUCCUGCUCGAUCUCCCAUCAGUAUUUAAUUGGCUCUCCUAUUCGAACUGCUGUCUGCUCUUCGAAAUGAAAAAAGCUCGUUAACUUUAAACAAGCGAUACCGCUGUGCCACCAAUUACCGGCCGCUGAAAAAAAUCCGCUUUGCGGAUUGCCCAUUGGGGGUGAAAUUCUGCUGGAAACUGUACGACGAUGACGUUUGAACAUAUUUUUUUCUAUUUCAGGGAUAAAGAGCAUUUUCGGUCAGCGGAUGUUUAUACGAAUUCAUAUUUUUAUGAACACAAGCAAAAAAUGUCAAAGUUAAGCAUAGAUAUGUUUCAUGCAUUAAAAAAAUUAUGUUUUGGAUAUUUUAUAUACAGGAUGCUCCACGGUUUAAUACUCAAAUUUGAUCAGUAUAUUGUAAUACAAAGAUAAUCUAGUAAAAGGUCAUUUCAAGCCUUUUUAAAGAAGAUGUAAUAAUAAUACGAGAUAUUGAUGACUAAUUAUGCUAUUAUUUUAUAAUACUAGAGUUUUAAAAUCGCUAAAAGCUUGCGAUAGCCUUACUCGGGGAACUGGAGUGAAUAUAUUUAAGAGUCUGUGUCUCGUAUUUCUAGCAAUUCUUCUAAUAGGCAAAUGAUCUUUGCUAACGAAUAUGAUUUAAAUCGUUCCCCUCGUAGGCGAUGAAAAUUGGUUCAAUUCGAUAACACUGUAAUCGCUAUGAUUGGAGUGUCGCGUCGUUACUUUCGUGCUUCACACGUGUUUCGACGUGUAGCAAGAAUUCGAUUGUUAGAAAGAAUAAUAUAAAAAGAAUUUCUAUGAUUUAAGAAAAACAAAUUGUUUAUCGUAAUGCUACAAAUACUCCAAUUUCUUUGUAAGGUUAAAAAAUCAUAGAAUCUAAAAGAAAUAGCAAACAAGUAUACAAAUUUUGGAAUUCUCUUUUACAACCGCAAUAUUAAAAAAAUAGAAUUCGUAAUGUAAAUUGAUGGAAAAGAAAUUGUUGAGAAAGUCGAAUCUUGUGGAUUAAUAAAAAUAGAAAAUGCUACUGAAAUGUCAUAGAAAAUUGUAUCUUUUCUAAUAUAAAGGAGAACGAUAAUAAGCUGUACAGGUAUGAAUGUUAUGGAUUAGAACGCAAGGAAAUGGAAUAUUCUGUACGAAAUUUACACGUCCUAUUAAAUCAAGCAUUCAGUAGCCUGUUUCCAGAUCUGCUUGACAAACAUAUCCCCGCAGACUUAUCCCCAGUGUGGCUCUGCGUUUCUCCUGCGUUCAGCGGCUAAUAAACUGCAUCACGAUAUUAUCAACGUGUCCGAUCCAUAAAUCACCCGAACGUUGUUCAGUGUCCGAAAAAUCGUUAUCGCGUGAAUUAACAGUGAUUAACUAAGGUACGAUUUCGUUAUUUAAACAUAUCGUUCUCGUUCCGAUUGUUUUAAUAAAUGAAAGCUGUACACUGAAAGCUCAGUUUUCAUUUAGAAACGAUGUUACGUUUCACACGAUACUGUAAUAAUAAUGCCACGAUAAUACCUAAUAAUCUAAUAUUAAUUUCUUAAUAAUAAAUAGCUGAUAAUGAUGAACAAGGAACAUUAUUCAUUUUUACCAUUUCAACAGCAAAUCAUCUCUUUAUUUUUUCGCCAGAAAAGUUUCACUUCUAUCUAUCUGUAAAAAUUCUAUAACAAUAGCGAUAUGAUAAUAAUAAUAACAGUGGUAUACAGAGUAAUUAUUCAGAGUAAUUUUUUCAUCAUUUGAUCAUUUCAUCUUCCAAAUUUGAACGACUAUACAAAUAUAAAUCGUUUGGAUAUAUCUAAUUUAAUCCAAUCUCCCUAUACAAAAUAUCACAUCUAAUCCAAACAUCAACUGUUUUAUUUUCGAACCAAUUUCCAUUCAACACCGACUAAAAAAAAAAGAGAAAAAAGCUAGUAAUUCCCAACUCUCUGGACGGAGCAAUCAGCGCAAUUACCAACAGAAGGUCGAACAGUAGUCUACAACCCUCCGAACAUUUUUGCCUCCGCUUGACUGGAUCGUGAAAAAUAAUUUAACUAACGACUUCCUUUGACGUAGAUCACUCAUGGAUCGCGUCAUUCAAUGAUAUGUACGUUUAUAGUAAUUUCCGGACUAGGCAACCUCCGGAGGACGAUGACCAGGGUCAUAGUCGAUGCCAGUGGAGCAGUUUCGGCGUCGACAGGCAUUCGUGUGUUGGGACCAGGGGCGGAAUGGAGCGAAAGAGGAAGAGGGGAGACACGAUUCUGGCCGUGGAGCAAACAUCCUGCUUUCUACGGAGAAUAGAAAGAGAGAGAGAGAGAGAGAGAGAAUUACAAGCGAAAAAGACGGAGGCCAAAUUAAACAGAGGAAGAUGGACAAACAGAGAGGGAGCGAGGUAAAUGUCAUUCCCCUCCUUCGUAGACACCAUCCCUCGCCCCCUUGCGUGGCAACAGCUUCCAUCCUUCUCCCUCUCCGUCUGCGGCACGACUCCCUGGCAAGGUGGCGGUCCAGCGCGCACGGCCUAUCAGCCGUACGGGAUGCUGCGAGUCCGGAGUACUAGAUUCAGUCGUACGCUUGGCUCCCUCCUGUCGCCGUCGUUGUGUUCGCGUACGCUCUUCUCGCGCACGAUCCUCGUUAAAAGCAUCCGCGUGUCGCGACCACCAGCCAAUCUUCCACCGACCCAUCCGUCACGCGUCUUCACGUCUUCGUCCCUUCUCCACGUCUACCCCCGCGUCGCGCCUGUGUGCUUUCCACGCGUCUACGUUUUCUCUGUUCGUCGACCCCUUUCUGAACCGGCAACCUUUUUGGUCGCCGUUU